Amblyraja radiata (thorny skate) is the source of this 5541-nucleotide messenger RNA. It is a transcript of the gene col25a1, whose product is annotated as collagen type XXV alpha 1 chain. The coding region runs from base 397 to 2466 and encodes 689 amino acids. The record is from RefSeq and is a predicted model, not a curated record. NCBI's taxonomy places the organism in Eukaryota, Metazoa, Chordata, Chondrichthyes, Rajiformes, Rajidae. The transcript is spliced from 38 exons.
AGGGACUGGAGCCGUAUUUACCGUCUGUGGUCGGUACGCGGCAAACUAGUCCAGCAUAUCGGAUCGCUGGCAAGGCGCAGAGAGAGAGAGAGAGAGAGAGAGUGAGUGAGUGAGUGAGUCAGUCAGUCAGUCGCUGAGCUGAAAGGAGACUCGCCAUCCUCACUCAGUUCCAGGAGCCACAGGUAGUAGCGGCCACAGCAACAGGUCCAUUGACUGAACACUGAAGCUGCAAGUGAAAGCCCAGCUGAACAACCAGAGAGACAGACAGAGGGAGCAAGUUCUCUCUAUACUGUGCAUUGCUAUUGCAUUGCUCUCCUGGCGAGCAUCUACCGGUGCUGAUUCCACCUCCUUGCACUGUCUCAGGGGCUGGGCUGGGAGCUGGCGGCAAUACCGAUCAUGCCGAAAGCGUCCACGGAGAGGGGUUGCAAGCGGCAGGUUGAAGCAGCCGGGACGGCGCGGAGCCGGGCGCCGGCACUCGGGGGGAUGUGCUGGACUCUGCCCAGCGUCCUGUGGUCUGUGCUGUCGCUGGGCUCGGUGGCUUUCUGCAUUUGCCUCAGCGUGAAAACUUCGCAGCUAGAAGAGCGGAUCCUCGACCUGGAAAGCGUGAAGGGAGAUGUCUUGCUGCCUCCUCUCAGCCCGAGUUCAACAGCGGAUCGGCUGCGAGUGCUCGUCCAGGAGAGAGUGGAUCAGCUCCUGAGCCAGCCGAGAUUCCACGAAGGCGAAGCGAGACGCCGGAGCGCCAGGGAGGCAUCCGCCGAGUGUAACUGUCCUGCAGGACCUCCUGGAAAACGCGGCAGGAGGGGCAGAAAUGGGGAACCUGGACCUCCCGGUCCACCCGGUACAAAAGGUGACAAGGGAGAUCAAGGCGACCAGGGGCCGAGGAUGGCGUUUCCAUACCCAAGAGUCAAUCAUGGGUUCCUCUCGGCUGAUCAGCAGUUUAUUAAGCGACGUCUCAUGAAGGGUGAUCAAGGUCAAGCUGGCCCACCUGGACCGCCUGGGCCUCCUGGUCCUCCAGGCCCACGUGGUCCUCCGGGUGACACGGGGAAGGAUGGUCCUCGAGGAAUGCCUGGAGUACCUGGAGAAACGGGGUCAAGAGGUGAACCUGGAUUGGUGGGACCUCAGGGACCACCAGGACAAAAGGGGUCUGUGGGUUUCAGUGGAGUACCUGGCGUUCACGGACAGAAGGGUGAUCUUGGUGGGACUGGGAAGAUUGGUGAUCCAGGUACCAAGGGUGAAGUAGGAGAUCAAGGUGAGAAGGGCGUCACUGGUCCGAAAGGUGACAAAGGCGGAAAGGGUGACCCUGGAUCAUCAGCUGCGGGAAUAAAGGGGGAACCAGGUGAAACAGGACUUCAUGGACAAAAGGGUGAACCAGGUCUUCCUGGGCUUCCUGGACUCCCUGGGAUAAAGGGGGAGCCAGGCUUUUGGGGUCCUCAGGGAGAACCCGGGUUGCCUGGGUUACCAGGAACAAAGGGAGAGAAAGGAGAUGGAGGGCCACCUGGAAGAGGUGAAAUCGGCCUGUCUGGAUCUUCAGGCCCCAAGGGUGAGCCGGGUGAUCUAGGGAUGCCGGGCCGGCACGGAGUGAAGGGUGACCAUGGAAAAGAUGGAGAAUCGGGGCCUAUGGGACCCAGAGGCCCACCUGGUCAGAAGGGUGAACAAGGAGUAACCGAGAUCAUAGAUUACAAUGGCAACAUCCAUCAGGCACUACAGAGGAUCGCCACCUUAACUGUCACGGGUCCGCCAGGCCCUCAAGGAUCUCCAGGAAUGCAAGGAUCAAAGGGAGACAUGGGGAGUCCUGGAUCAUAUGGAGUCCCAGGAGUACAGGGCCCUAAAGGUUCUAAAGGUGACAUUGGCAUUUCAGGAGAUAAAGGAAGCAUGGGCCUACCUGGAUUAUCUGGUAUUAAUGGAGAAAAGGGAGAAAAAGGAGAAAAAGGAGAUCAUGGAUUGGGUGGUCCACAAGGCACUUCUAUUGCCGGACCCCCAGGCCCCACUGGCUCACAAGGCCCACCAGGUCCAAUGGGACCACAUGGCCUUCCAGGACCUAAGGGUGAACCAGGGUUGAAUGGUGUUAAAGGAGGGAAGGGUGAACCAGGUCAAAAAGGUGACAGAGGACCCCUUGGUCUCCCAGGUGCCUCUGGCUUAGAUGGACAGCCAGCACAGCGGGGCAUUGACGGUACUGUGGGGCCCGCAGGCCCAGCUGGUCCAAAGGGAGACAGAGGAGAAAAAGCUGUUGGUAACCCUGGGACUAGAGGACCGACAGGUUUGCCUGGCCUUGAUGGAGAUCCAGGGCUAGAUGGAUUUUCCGGUCCGAAAGGAGAUAGAGGAGAGAGGGGAGAAAAGGGGGAAAAGGGAAAGAAAGGCAAAAAAGGGCCUAAGGGGGAGAAAGGAGAACAGGGUGCCCCUGGAUUAGAUGCACCUUGCCCAUUGGGUCCGGAUGGAUUGCCGAUGCCAGGAUGUUGGCAGAAGUGAUGAGUCUAACACGAAAGCAUGAAGUUUGUACAUAAUGCUCCAUAUUUUGUAUUUAUAUAGUUGUAACAGCUUAAAAAAAGUCAAGAAAACGUUCACACGUAGCUGCUUCUACUUCUUUAUAGUAAGAAGUUAAACAUCAUACAUUGACCGACAGAAUAGUUCUGUUGGCGACUCAUCGUGUUAACAAGAAACAAUGUGGGAAUGUUGUUCGCCAGUGCUACCAGUGAGCUAUGUCUCACCUUGUGGAUUUUGCAUGGGCAAGUGCCAUUGAUACUUCUCAGACCAUCAUAUAAUUGUUACCAAAUAGACUAAAGCAGAUCAAUACUGUGGAAUGUCAUUGGUUGUUUCCAUUGUAAAUAACUUGGCCAUUGCUUACAAUCUCCGACUAAAGUUCCAUCACUGAUUUUCCACCGUCGUAUCUGUGCUAAAGUGAAGUGCAUGAAAUGCUUGACCAGUGCUAGAUGUGUGACCACUUCAAACGCAAACAUUCUGUGCAAUCACACCUGUGGCUGAGGCCUCUGAACUGUCUUUUUUCUUUCUCCAUCUAAAGGGAGGAAAUCCCUGGCUCAUUGCCAGAAAGAAAUAAUUGAAAUGCAGAGGAAAAGGGGUUUGAAUUUGCAAAAACAAAAUGGCUAACCUUCUGUUGUUCAACAUCCUGUGUUGUGCAUGAAGUAACCAUGGCAGCAUCAAUUUUUUUUUGGUUUUGUGCAAGCCAGCUCAGAUGGAUGGCAGAGUGACUGAGUUGAUGAUUCAGUGCUCCAAGGGCCAGUCCUUGGCUAAUGCACGGACAGUGACUCUGACAGCAUUGUGUAGCCAGGCUGUAGCAUGGCAUGUUUAUCAUUCAGAGGAUUUGGAAGAACAAGUGGAUUUAACGGAAAUUCCAUAAAGGAGCAAGAGACUCUUUCUCAUGGAGCAGAGACAUGUCAAUCCUAAAUGAGACAAAAAUAAAAGGAAAUAGCUUUUGACUGAGCUUGGAAACCGGCCACAAGAUUGUUCAACCUAAGUGGGAAAUUUAAACUGGCUCCAAUGGAUAAUUUGGAGUUGAAAGGAUUUCGAAUCAAAUGUCUAAAGCAUCUUAUGAAACACUUUGCUACUGUUGCCAAACAGUGGAGAGAUGCCGAUGGUAUUAUGCAUGACAAUUAGGAAGACUUCAGCGUGGAAGAACAAGGGUGUUUGGAUUUUAAUUGAAAAGCUCUCUGAAGCAGAUGACCCAGAAGCUUUAGUUUAAUGCAUUUGACAACAAAAACCUUUUGUGCCUCAACUAUUCAAUACUUUAUACAUUUGUCUUUCAUAAAUGCAAACCAUAGUGUUAUAUUUAAUGGGAAUGUUGCCAAACGAGGCAUUUUAUGAUAAUCUCUCUUCUCGACUAUGAUUUAUAAUUGUUCUAUACUUUACGAUCUUUAGCAUUUGGUUGCUCUGGACAUAACUUUUGUUUUGAUUCAAGGCAGGUCUUCCUGCAGAUUCCUCUAGCGAGUCCCCUUUGCGCCAAUGCUGCAACUACAGGCAGCUUAACUUCUUGCAUACUUUUACUGAGCGACUGCACCUAUUGAUUUAAAACUUGGCAUCAACCCGGUGUUAUGUUUAUCUCUACAUCCUUUUGUUGGUACUAGCAUAUGGCAUCUUACUUCAUGGUUGGUGCCCAAUUGUGUAUCAGUAAACCUGGGCUUUAAGAAGUCUGAAAGUUUCUGAGAUGGGAAGAUACGUUUUUGGGGGUUUUUUAAAGACUUCAUUUAGCAUAUGCAUUUUUUUGAGGAUAGUAAUUCCAAAAGUAAUAUUUCAGUCUCUGUGUGUUAAUGUUAUACAAGCAUUUGUAAUUUAACUUGGAGGUAUAUUCUGAUGUUGAGUUCUAAAUACAAGUACCUGACCCCUAUCGAAGUCAAUGGAUGCAUUGUUUCUAUCUUCCCAUUAUUUUUUACUAAAUUGUAUCCUUCACGUUCUACUAUUUUAAUGAACGAUUAAAUAAUAUGUCCAUUGAAUGUCUACUCCAACAGAAGGAUAGAGACUACACACCAUACUACGAUAUAGCAUCUACUUUGCUUUACUUGGUGUGGGCAAAAGCUGAGGCAACUGUAUAUUUUUAAUGCUAAGACCAAGUCCUCACAUUGUCACCAUUACACGCUACUUUGGUUGCAUAUGGUUUAUCUUUUGAUACAUGCCAAGUAUGAAUUAUAUGUUUCUACUAUGUAUAAAAUGUCAGUUAUGUUUUAUUAUCUAACUUUAACCAUUCCGCUUGUUCCUAAAGCAUUUUAUUAUAAAAUGCGCAGUCACGACAGUGGUUCAUCAGACCAGCAUUUUUUUUAAGUGUCAGACGAAGGGAAUAUUUUAUGCAAGCUUUCUUAUAUAUAUAAAUAUAUAUAUUUGGUUGUUGUUGUCCUAUUUAAAGGCUCAAAUGCACAAAUGAACUGCUGUUAAGUAACAUUAAUACAUUCUUCAGGAUUUUUUUCCUGAAUUAAAUUCACAUUACACUGCAGAAUGGUUGAGCUUACAUUGCCAUUAACUUAGCUCAUGAAAAAAAAGUUGGGAAUAUUUCUAGUGCAAUCUUUCUGUUUUGGUUUUACUUAGAUUCUCAUACAUUAAAUCAUUUUGCUGCCUAGUUCAUUAAGCAGAAUGAUGUGAACUUUAACGAGAUAGUGUUUUUUAUCAAUCCUUGGAAAUUAGUUUCCUUUCCCUAAACAUUGCCAAGUUGUUCUUAUGUGUUGUUCAAAUGUCCUCCUCGAUUAUAUUAAAGUAUGAACCGACAUAAAGAUCCAAUGAGGAGUAUUGGUUCUAGAUCUUUUCCUUGCAGAAUAAUGCAUGCAAUUCUCUUUUAAUGUGCAGAGGUCAGAGAGGCAGCACUAAAACAUUUUUGAAUAAUUGAGGUUAAAGAUAUCCUUGUUGGUUGAUUGGUUUGGACAACUUUGUCUUCCAAUAUAUGACAGGGUUUGUCACAAUAGUAAAUGUAAAGAUUCAAUGAGAAUCACUAUCAUCUAGUCCUUGCACGAUAACACAUGUGUGCAACAGGUAAACUUUUAUCCAGCAAGGAAGGAUCCUUAAAAACUUUAAAGAUCUGUCCCACUUAGCGAUUUUUUUCGGCGA